Messenger RNA from Aspergillus versicolor CBS 583.65, 1179 nucleotides. RefSeq lists its product as uncharacterized. The record is from RefSeq and is a predicted model, not a curated record. The transcript is spliced from 6 exons. NCBI's taxonomy places the organism in Eukaryota, Fungi, Ascomycota, Eurotiomycetes, Eurotiales, Aspergillaceae. Bases 1 to 1179 code for a protein of 392 amino acids.
AUGCCCGAGCCACUGUACGACGACAUCUACUCCUACCGCAUCUACAACCAAUCCGCCCUUGAUACUCUCGCGAGCGAAUGUACAAGCAUCAACGCGAGUGUUGCCAUCGAGUAUAACUAUACCGGCUCAUUCUAUCUACCGAACAUCCAAAGUAUCACUGGGGAUCUCUCAUUGUAUCCAGAUGCAAUUUCGCACAACGAAUCCAUCUCCCUUCCAGAUCUGGAGACCAUCGGUGGACGUCUGCAGUUGAGUUUUCCGCAUUAUUUCAGAACCAUUUCCGCCCCGAAAUUGAGCGCCGUCGAGGGGUACUAUGUCAGUAUACAAUACGCGCGCGAUGUCGACUUAAGGGCGCUUCGCAGUGCGAAGGAGGUGAACAUUAAUGGGAAUCUGUCCAGUAUACGACUGGAGUCAUUGGAGGAGGUCAGGGAUCUCGAUAUCUACCCCGAGAGCGCAUCGCCAUCACCUAUAGAUAUAUUCCUUCUAUCGCUGAAGUCGGCGGCCAGUAUAGUCCUGCGAGGUAAAAUAGCGAGCAUUUCCCUGCCGAAGCUCACCAGCCUGGGCCCGAAUCGAUUCUCUAUAGACCCUGAUCCUGCGAGUUUUGAAUUGACGACAGAGGGUGGACCACCUCUCAACGUCUCAUUCCCAGAGCUGGAUACUGUCCACGACGCCAUGAAACUGGAAGGCAGUAUCGGGAGCCUGUCAAUGCCAAAGAUAAUCGAUACAAACAUGACUCUCACACUAGUACUGGCACAUUAUCUAACUGUGGUAUUUAGCGUCAAUCUACCAAACCUCCGUCGCGCCGCCGAUGGUAUAUACAUAUAUUCUGACGUGCCCCUGGACUGCGACAAAGUCGAAUCCGAAAUCUUCCGCAACGUAAGCAUAUCCAACGGGUCGCGAACGUGUCGUGUUCCCGAGGAGGAGCCAAAGCCACAAGGCCUCAGCACGAAUGAGAAAAUUGGAAUAGGCCUUGGAUGUGGUAUUGGGGGGUUAAUUGUGUUCAUCCUGAUACCGGCGUAUCUUUUGCAUCGUGGAAAGAAGAGAAACGAGCGGUUUAAGCGUGACCAGGAGGUGGAGCUUACGCCGCCGACUUAUCAGGCUGCUCAGCAGGAGCGGCCUUCUCCGCCGGAGUAUUCGGCUGGGGACAAUGGGCAUGUCGCUAGUCCACGCGAGACAUCAUGA